UUUAUCAACGGAUUAAAAGAAAAAACGAAACCAACACAAGAACAGAAGAAAGCUCAUCCUUAAAGGGCCAAGCUUCCUCUGGUGACUACAAUCAAUGGCUCACUUCAUAGACCUUAACACUCUCACCAACACUUUACUCUCGAUAUCUAAACUACGUGAGACUCGGAAAAUCGUAAAAUCGAGCGGGUUUGUUUGUAGGAAAACCACCACAGAUGACUCGGUACAGCUUCCAAGACGGAUGAUGACACUUGGAUUUGCUGUCUCCAUAGCUCUGUCUGGAACUUUCGGCGGUGAUAAUGUUUCUUUGGCACAAGACAACAAUGGGUUUUGGAUCGAUGGUCCUCUUCCAACUCCUCCUAUUUACAACAAUAUCGUGAACGAGCAGACAGGGACGAGGUCGUUCUUGAAGAAAGGAGUGUAUGUAGCUGACAUCGGGACCAAAGGAAGAACGUAUAGAGUUAAAAAGUAUGCUUUCGAUCUGCUAGCUAUGGAGGAUUUGAUCGGACCAGACACUUUAAACUAUGUUAAAAAGUACUUGAGGCUUAAAUCCACCUUCUUGUUCUACGAUUUCGACAAUCUCAUCUCUGCUGCUGCCUCCCAAGACAAGCAGCCUCUCACUGAUUUGGCCAACAGAUUGUUCGACAACUUUGAAAAGCUUGAAGAUGCAGCUAAAACGAAGAACUUAGCCGAGACAGAAUCGUGUUACAAAGAUACAAAGUUUCUUCUUCAAGAGGUUAUGACCAGAAUGGCCUGAAGCCAGUUCAGUUUUCACUGGUUUACUUGCUGCUGAAGAUCAUUCAUUCAUGGUGGAUAACACUCUAUGAUCAUGAAAUGUAAUCUUGCAUAAGUCAACACCAAAAGAAAACCUUAAAAGUUAAUAAGAAAAAUGUAAUAUUGGGAUAAUGAUAAUCUAGCCAACUCUCUUGUAUGUAUAAAUGCUUGUUUUAAGCUGUUUGGAUCA
Messenger RNA from Brassica napus (rape), 961 nucleotides. RefSeq names its product photosynthetic NDH subunit of lumenal location 3, chloroplastic-like. The coding region runs from base 95 to 754 and encodes 219 amino acids. Gene Ontology annotation, cellular component: extrinsic component of membrane; photosystem II; chloroplast. Lineage: Eukaryota; Viridiplantae; Streptophyta; Magnoliopsida; Brassicales; Brassicaceae. Gene Ontology annotation, biological process: photosynthesis; photosynthetic electron transport chain. The transcript has 3 exons. The record is from RefSeq and is a predicted model, not a curated record. Gene Ontology annotation, molecular function: calcium ion binding.